Cygnus olor (mute swan) is the source of this 10655-nucleotide messenger RNA. It is a transcript of the gene CRB1, whose product is annotated as crumbs cell polarity complex component 1. The transcript has 12 exons. The record is from RefSeq and is a predicted model, not a curated record. The coding region runs from base 1060 to 5199 and encodes 1379 amino acids. Lineage: Eukaryota; Metazoa; Chordata; Aves; Anseriformes; Anatidae. Gene Ontology annotation, cellular component: protein-containing complex; plasma membrane. Gene Ontology annotation, molecular function: calcium ion binding. Gene Ontology annotation, biological process: heterophilic cell-cell adhesion; establishment or maintenance of epithelial cell apical/basal polarity.
CAAGCACAACCACUUUUGAACCGUAUAUUUUAUACUCCAAAUGCUGCAUUGGAUGGUGUUGCUGUAACUGCCCUGGCAAGUUAAAGGACAAACAUUUUAGUACUCCCUUCUUAAGCUGUUAUGCCUAUGAGCUCCCUUGAUUAUUAAUGGAAUAAUAUUUGUUAAAGUAGUCUACCAUGGUCAAAUCAAUACCAAAGCGUCUUGAAAAGACACCACAGCUGACCCUUUAAGAUAUUUUGUUCCUUUCAAAUGAGACACCAUUUUAGGAGCACAGUGGCAGUGCCUUGUUCUGUCCAAGACUGUCCAUAAUUAAUCCCACCGAUCAAAGGAAAUGUGAUCCUAAGAGAAAAUGUCUUUUGAGAAUCCCCAGGUGCUAAGUACCGCGAAUUGCUUCCCAAUCUGUUCUGCAGCCUCUCAGCACAGUAUGCUGUGUGGUGCCCUUUGGGAUCAUCAAACAAGCCCCAUCGUGGAGCUCUCGGCCAAAAUACCCCCCGUGAGACAGUCAUUAGAUAUUUAUCACAUAUUUAUUAUUGCCAUCAAAUCUUUCUUAUUUUUUUCUGGUCAGCCCUUUAUUAUUACACGGAUCUCAUUUAUUUAUAUAGCAUAAUUUAAUACAAAGUAGGGGCAGAAUCCUGCCCUAUAACGUCCUCUGUACUGGUAAGGCAGGAUAGGUAUCACUGUGAGAAAGGGCUCUGCACCCAAAAUACAGUAUUCUUUCUCCCUGUGUCCUGUGAGAGGAUUUGUGUGACACAAGGCUCCACUGUCACUGCAGCAGGGAGGGAUAAAGCAUAUCUCCAGGGGAACAGCAGUCCAGAGCAGCUUCAUUGUCCCCUGGAUCAUUCUAGAGCGUGAGCAUUUCAGCACAGCUCUGGAGGCAUCUGGGUUACGCUGCCAGGCUGGUGCCUGGUGACCCUGUAUCUUGGGGCUACAGCUACUACAGUCACUUUCACCAAGUUCCUGUAACUUCCCACUGCUGCCUGGCAAACCCCAGUCUGCUUUGGCUAAGGUCUCAGAGGAAGAGAAGAGGAAUGACUGGAAAAGAUCUAUGAGUCACUUUGCAUGAGAAACGAUACCAGGUGCCUGUCAAAUUCCUGCCAAAAGAACUCUACGUGCGCUGCUGCUCACAGGGACAACACUUGCCGUUGUGCAGAUGUACCACCUGACACUAUGGAGGAACUCUGCAAUAAAACCUCUGAUCCUUGCUCCUCAAACCCUUGUCUUCAAAAUGCUACCUGCUUAAGCUCUCCUGGAAACCUCAGCUUCACUUGUGAGUGCCCCGCUGGGUAUAAUGGGACUACUUGUGAAAGAGCCGUCAGCGUGUGUGACACAAACCCCUGUGAACAUGGAGGCACCUGCCAAAAUGGCGUGGCUGGGCCCACCUGCCUUUGUAGCGCAGGUUACACAGGUACUCUCUGUGAAAUGGAUUUUGAUGAAUGCAUUUCUGAACCAUGCCACAACGGAGCUGUGUGCAGGGAUGGGGUCGAUGAAUACUCCUGCUACUGUGUCCCAGGCUAUCAAGGCAAGCACUGUGAUCUGGAAGUGAAUGAAUGUGUGUCAGAUCCGUGCCUGAAUGGCGCAACGUGUCUCAACCAGAUAGGAAAGUACGACUGCGUCUGCCCACUUGGGUAUACAGGUGCGAACUGCGAGCUGGAGAUCGACGAGUGCCUGUCGCAGCCCUGCCUGAACGGCGCGACCUGUCGCGAUGCCCCGGGCGGCUUCUCCUGCUCCUGCGCUCCCGGCUUCCAGGGCCACCGCUGCCAGCACGACGUGGACGAGUGCGCCAGCCUGCCCUGCCGGCACGGGGGGCGCUGCCACGACCGAGCCGCAGGGUACAGCUGCAACUGUACCGGUACUGGAUUUAUGGGCCUGCACUGCGAGACGCUAAUUCCCUUGUGCUGGUCACAACCCUGCUACAAUAAUGCCACUUGCGAGGACAGCGCUGACAGUUAUAUGUGCCACUGCUGGCCAGGCUAUACUGGUGCCCGAUGCGAGACCGACAUCAGCGAGUGCAGCAGCAACCCGUGCCCCGCCGAGGCACAGUGCGUGGAGCGCUCAUGGGCGCGCUGGUACGGCAGCAUCCCAGUGCUGCCCUCCCACUUCAGCUACGACAAGGCAGAGGGCUACGUCUGUAGCUGUAAACCGGGACUUACUGGUAUUCACUGUGAUGAAGACAUUAAUGAAUGUUACAUGAACCCUUGCCAAAAUGGUGGAAUUUGUGAGAAUUUUCCUGGGAAUUACACUUGCCAUUGUCCACCUGCAGACAAAGAAGGGAUUUAUUAUGGUGGCUGGAACUGCACAGAAAUUCUCCAUGGCUGUACUGAUCAGCAAUGCCAAAAUAAUGGAAUUUGUAUCCCACAUUUAAAAAAUGGCCAACACGGAUUCAGCUGCAUAUGCUCACCUGGAUAUACUGGAAUACACUGUGAAACCGUAACUACAUUUUCUUUUCAAGGAAACAGUUUCCUUUGGUUGAAGAAUCCCACGACCCCUAAAAAGCAAUCUUUCUAUAAUGUAAACCUGAGGUUUCAGACUGUGCAACCCACAACCUUUCUGUUUCAUCGAGGGGAGAAAGACACAUUCGUGAAGCUGGAGUUACUGAAUGGCUACUUACACUUGUCUGUGCAAGUCAAAAACCAGCCACGGGCUCUUUUGCAUAUUUCACAUAAUGUCAGUGAUGGAGAAUGGCAUUCAGUGGAGGUAACCUUGGCAAGAGCUGUUACUCUUAAUUUACUUGACAGCUCUUGUGCAGAAUCAUGUGUCAAUAAAACUUCUUCUAUGAUAGAUAAUGAUCACGUGAGGCUUGCAUUUCAGAGCACAUUUUUGGGCAGCUUACCAGUGGGGAACGUUAGCAGCAGCUCUCUACUUAACAUCAAUAAUAUACAUUCCACACCUUCAUUUGUAGGCUGUCUUCAGGAUAUUGAAAUAGACUUGAAUGUUAUUACUGCAGAGAAUGCAUCACCUGAAUCAUCUUUAAAUGUCAAGACAGGAUGUACUAAAAAGGACUGGUGUGAAAACCACCCCUGUCAGAAUAGGGGACGCUGCACCAACCUGUGGCUGAGUUACCACUGCGAUUGCUACCGGCCUUACAGAGGGCCCCGCUGCUCAGCAGAGUAUAUUCCAGGCCGGUUUGGAUCUGAGGACUCCUCAGGCUAUGCUGCUUUUUCUGAUGCCAUUCAGAAUGAAAAUCUGAAUAUAUCAAUGUUUGUCCGAACACGCAAAUCUUCUGGCUUGUUACUGGCUUUGAGAAACAGUACCUCCGUCUACAUAAGAGUCUACUUAGAAGGUGGGAAACUCACAGUGUUAGCUCUCAAUUCCAUAAAAUUAUUAGGGAAACACUCUAUGAAUGAUGGAAACUUCUACUUAAUAAUGUUAAAAAUAGAACCAAAUAAGAUUGAACUGUUCCAGUCCUCUCAAUACCUAGGCUUUAUUUCUACUCCAGUACUAUCCACCCAGCGUAAGAAAAUUCUUUACAUCGGAGGCCUACCAGAUAACAGAGAAACUAAUAGAAAUGGCAGGUAUUUCAAAGGCUGCAUCCAAGAUGUAAGAGUGAAUAACCAGCCACUGGAAUUCUUCCCUGUCAUCAAUUCUCAGAAUUCUUUUAUCAACCGAACCCUGAUCAAUGUCACCCAAGGCUGCAUGGGUGACAACCUCUGCAAGUCCAACCCUUGCCAUAACGGUGGCGUAUGCUAUUCACUCUGGGAUGACUUCACUUGCACAUGUCCCCCUAAUACAGCAGGGAAAGCAUGUGAGGAAGUUAAGUGGUGUGAGCUUGGGCCCUGUCCUCCUGAAGCACAAUGCCAGCUGGUGCACCAAGGAUUUGAAUGUCUUGCUAACGCAGUGUUUAGCGGCCGAAGCAGUGCGAUAUUUUACAGAAGCAAUGGAAAAAUCAGCAGAGACCUCACCAAUAUCGUAUUUGGCUUUCGAACUAGGGACACAGAUGUGAUACUGCUGUAUGCAGAGAAGGAGCCAGAGUUUGUUACCAUCAGUAUUCACAACUCCAAACUACUCUUCCAGCUGCAAAGCGGCAACAGCUUUUAUAAGCUGACCCUCGCUAGUUCACUGCCUGUGAGCGAUGGGAAGUGGCAUCAGGUGAUGGUCUCUAUGGUGGAGCCCCUGUCCCAGUUCUCGAGGUGGCACAUUGAUAUAGAUAACAAGAAAGACACUGCAACUAGCACAACUGCCACAGGAAGCCUCAACUUUUUAAGAGAAGAGACAGACAUCUAUGUGGCUGACAAGGCUUUUGACAGUCUGGAUGGCCUGCGAGGAUGUAUGAGCACCAUAGAAAUCAGUGGCAUUUAUCUCUCAUACUUUGAAAAUGCUGCUGUCCACACUAAAAAACCUCAGGAGGAACAAUUUCUCAAAAUAUCUGCAAACCCUGCUCUUACUGGCUGUUUGCAGGUGGAUGCCUGCAGCUCAGAUCCCUGUAUGCAUGAGGGGACAUGUGAAGACUUCUACACCUCCUACCGCUGUGUGUGUGCCCAGGGAUGGACCGGCACCCACUGCGAGACCAACAUCGAUGAAUGCUUUUCCAACCCCUGCGUUCAUGGAAACUGCACGGACAGGAUUGCCUCAUACGAGUGCAUUUGUGAACCCGGCUACACAGGGUUAAACUGUGAAGAGGACAUCGACAACUGCCGUGGCCACCAGUGUGCUAAUGGGGCCACUUGCAUAGACGGGAUUAAUGGAUAUUCGUGCCUGUGUGCUAGCAACUUCACCGGAAAACUUUGCAGGUACAGAAAAUUACCGCAUACAGUUUGUGGGAAUGAAGACAGAAAUCUUACCUGUUUCAAUUAUGGCAACUGUACUGAUCUCAGCGGUGAGCUGGCGUGUGUGUGCCUGCCGGGAUUUGCUGGAGAACGGUGUGAAAAGGACAUUGAUGAGUGCAGCUCUGACCCGUGCCUAAACGGGGGCCUCUGCCAGAAUUUGCUCAACAAAUUCCACUGCCUCUGCGACGUGAACUACGCUGGGGACCGCUGUGAGAUCGAUUUGACAACUGACUUGAUCUCGAACAUAUUCACCUCCAUUGGCUCAGUAAUGCUGGCCUUGUUAUUGAUCCUCUUCUUGGCAGUUGUGGUUUCAGUCAUUGCUGCCAAUAAACGGGCGACACAAGGGACCUACAGCCCCAGCCGGCAGGAGAAGGAGGGCUCCCGCGUAGAGAUGUGGAACAUGGUGCAGCCACCGCCGAUGGAAAGACUGAUUUAGAGGAAGGCUCUCCUCCAUCCUGGAAGACGGCUGAAUGGGGACAGUGUACAUAUGUUAGAUAUGUUCAUUUGCAUUCUGAUACUGGGAACACCUGCUACAAAGAUUACAAUGACUUUGGGCUUUCAGUAUUUUCAACAUUUUCCUUUUAAUUUCAAUAAUACUAAACAUCUCCUAGCAUUUACGUGAACCACUGCUAUUUAUCACCGUUUUGGACCAACCUGUCCAAGGACAAUUUUUAUUUGCACUGGAAACUUCAGCCUUGGUAAUCAGCAGUAGGCAUUACAGACAGUAAUGGUUUCUGGGAUACUUCUAAGUGCCUGUCUCAGACACAACACGAGUAACAAAACACAUCUCGUUUGUGUUUUCCUUUGCCUGCCUAGCAAUCACUGCUGCAGAAGGCAAUACAGACAAAUCAAAUAACCCUGCACCAUAGACUUCUAAUUCUGUUAUCAAAGGGUUUAGUACUAGAGCUGUGUCUCAGCAUAUCUACUUUCAUAUGUUAAUCAGGGAUUAAAAGGAAGCUGUGCAAGAACUCUCCAAAAUAAAUGUUUCAAACGUUAUUGGUUUUAUUUCCUCCAGUUCUCUCAUUUUCUCUGAAGCCUCUCCAUUUUCUACCAAAAAGAAUUUCACUUUCCACCUCCAACAAAUGCAUGCAUUUCUCUGAAUAUAAACAACUAUGUCCUGAAAUAUCCAGCAGACACAACCUGACCUUUUAGCAGACAUGAAAAUAAAACAUUCUAAGCAAAUUCUGCACAUGCAUACUACCACCAUUUUCUCAUUAUGAUUUUACCCGAUGGUCCAAACUAUUGCCUUUCCCAUCGCCAACAUAUAUUGGCUGCCAAAAAGGCAAGCAUGCUUAAAAAUGUUUCUCAAUGCUCAUGGAAAAUACCAGGAAGGCAGGAGCACUGGCUUGGAAAUAAUGAAAGAGCAUCUCAACAGUCCUGGAGUUCAGACAUCCAUAUAGGCACAGGCAAAUUAUUUUUUGUAUCCGCAUUUUCCUGUUUUGAAACAGGGAUAAUAUCACCGUAUUCCUCAGUAGCAAAAUUAUUGCAACUAUUUGUCAAAAAAAAAAAAAAAAAUAGCCACAAAUGUGUAGAAGGGAAUGGAUUAACUGGAAAAGUUUGGAAAACUAUUGUAAUGAAAGAGACAUUUGAAAAUCUUCAAGUCCAUUUAAUGAUCUUUCUUACAGAAGGAAAAGAUAUUCCAAAAAUAGACCCAGAUCAAGGUUUUUGUUUUUUUUUUUUGAACUGUUGAGGCAAAUUUUAGCACUAACUCAUCCAGCUGAUUUUCACACGUAGUGAAGAAAUUAAAGCACAAACUCAUUGCUCCCAUACAAAUUGAACCUACAAUAAAGAGGCAACAGAAUGGAAAGUUCAUGGUGGUGUUUUCUUUUUCUUGCAGCUCAGAUGAUCUGUUCCUGUGGUUGUGAAAUAUCCCAGAUACACACAUCCAACUUCCCAUGGUUAUUCCAGGAGUUGUAUUAUAGAGCACACACACUCAGUAUCCAUGUGUUUAAGUGAUCAUUUUAACUAAUGAUCAAUACAUAAUUUAUUUUCAAUGAUUCCCUUAAGGGAUUAUUUAAGAUCGAUGUCACUCAUGUCACUCACACGUAUUUCCUUGUUAGCUGAUUAGCAGUAAUUCUGAUAGCAAGCACUUUCUCUUUAUUUUUGAAGUCCUUACAGAUAUUUUUCAAAACAAGGCACUACAGUAGAUGGGAGUGGAUGGUAGAAUUCAAACUGAGUUAAAAGAGCAGAAUUUUAGAUGAGCAUAAUGCAGUAACAACACAAAUGCACAACAGAUUUUAUUCUAGCCCAGUUUGCAGCUUUACUACUGAAGCUUAUGAAUUUAAAUGCAAUCAUUGCAAAGCUGCAGUUUAAAUCCAGAGUUCAAAUGGCAAUAAGGAAAAAAAGAAAAAAGUUACCAAAAAUAUGGCAGUAAGAAAUAGAGAUUCAGAGAAGAUCUUUUUGAAUCAUGGCAUUAUGUAAUAAUUGAAACUCUUAGUUCAGCCCAGCACUUGCCCUGUGAGACACUGCCAAGUCAUAAUAAAGAAUACUAUAAAGUUUGUUUGGCACGAUCACUCCUCGAAAUACAUGCAUAUUUGAAGAAAAUAAGAGGUUGAUUUUCAGCGUGUACGGUUUGUGGUAGAUAAUGCUCAGCAAAUGAGACUGCAAAGAACGGUGUGUGAGGGUGAGCCAUGACAGAGGUGUGCUUUGUGCAGAUUCCUACACACGUGGCUUACGGCUCACUGAAAAAACAGAGACCCGAAGACGAGGCAGCUCUCUAGGCAGAGAUGGCAAAGAUGGUAAUGUGUGAGAACAAGAGGGCAAGCAAGAGGUAUGUGGACAAGAAGAGCUGAAAGGUUGCAGGCAGGGAAGGACUUGGGGACAGAGAGCUCUGAAAAUGAGGGGGAAACUAGAAGCAGGAAUUGGAACUGGGAGCAAGGAGCAGCAGUGGCUUUGAACUAGUAAAGCAGAUGCAGAGAAGAUGCUUCCACAUACCUGCUUUAUGUUCUUGCAUUUCUGCUCAAUGAUAAUGGUUGUAUAAGCUAAAAGGAGAAGAAAGAGGAAAGAAAAGAAAAAAAAAGUUAAGAUCCCAGUGAAUAAUGUAGAAGGAGAAAGAAAAAUAGAAAUAAACUCAGAGAAAGCAGCAGAAGGAGGUAAUAAAGAUUUAACUUUGAAGUCAACCCUUCUUUGAGCAGUAGGUUGGAGUAGAUGACCUCAAGAGGCUCCUUCCAGCCUAAAUUGUUAUAUGAUUCAAAGAAAAAGGACAAAAGACAGAAAGCACCUGAAGAUGGAGGUCAGUUUGCAUGGAGAAGUAACCUGAAGGAAAGUGUUAUUGUUCACAGUGAAAGACACAGCAAGAAUAAAGAAGUGGCUGGAAACUCAUUUUCUGUUCUGCUCAGUGGUUUGACUUUCUGGACGAAAUUUUGGAGACAGCGGGAAAACAAUCUGUAAUAAAACAUCCAAGAAAGUGUUGUCACGCAGAGAAUCUAUAGGGCUGAGAAAGAUACCCAGCAAUGGGUACAGAGAAAGGAAGAGACAGGAGAUGAAAGCCUGAAGAGUUUUCAUACAGACCAAAUAGAGCUCUGGAGGAACAUGCUACUAAAGUAUUAAAAAGACACCCAUAAAAGCACAAAAAAGGGAAAAUUCUCAUGGUGAAACAUGAGUGUGGUUUGUAGAAGGUAAGUCAGGGAGACAGAAGGCAGGGGAAAAGCCUUUAAAGUAGGAUUAGAAUAAAUCAGAAGUGACUGCUGUCUGUCUCAGCAGAGAGGAAAUGAUGAAAAUAGGAGUGGUGAAAAUUCACACAAAAGUAAGGGGAGAAAAGGGAAUGAAAGCAGACGACACUUGAGGAAGGUGGAGGUAAAAGCUGGAUUGCAAUCUUUCAAAUGCAGUGAGGGUGAAGCGGGGUGUUCAUAAUAGCGAGGCCAUGGAAAAGAGGACAGUGGUGAGUCAGGGCAUGGAAAUUGCCUACUGAGGCAGAUCGGUAUAGGGUAACUUCGAGGGAGGGAGUUUUAUUCCAAAUAGAGAUUAAAAUGUGAAAUAUUUAAAACCCUACUUACAAUCUUAUAAGAAACAAACAAGAAAGGGACCAAAGCUGAAUUAACGAAACAACAUCCAAAGAAGGCAGGGAGUCAGACUCUGCAGCUGAAAAAGCUCAACAGCAGCCUGGAGAAGCACAAAAAAGCCCAAAGCUGUGGCUAUUUAACAUGCUGUAGCAACCAUGGUGAGGAAGCCUGACCCUUUCAGGCCAUAUCUCAGCCAAGGAACAACAGUUAAAACAAAGGGGAAUACAUUAUACAGAGUGAAAUAACAUCUUUACUAAAAUUUAAGCCAAGGAUUAGGACUGAUAGAGCAAAUGCCAAGCCAUUUACUGCUUCUCAGCCCAGGGAUAUAACAGAAUAUGUAGAGAAGCACGGGCAUUCAGAGAAGAGCAAUAACAUAACAGUUGUGGAGAGAAUGUGUGUCUCCACACAGAAGACCUAAAAUAUUUUGAAAAUAUAUUUGCUAUCUCCUCAUUUGACUUUAAAGCCAAAAGUAAAAUAAUUUGUUCACAAUCACUUGCAGCCUACCCAUUCAAGGAACAAACACGUAAUAUGCUCCCAAGCGUUAUACAUUUGAACUUUCUCUUCACUUCUAACAGUCUUGUACAAAGGAGAAGGUGCUAAGGUAGAACACACAACCUGCUCUGUCUGAUUCCUCUGAAGAUGCACAGAAGCAUGGGAAGGAUGAAGCACUCCCCUUUCACUGUCCACUCCCUUUUCCCAUGGAAAGAGGUGAUAUCCAGCCUGCAAAGCAGCAAAGAGAGCCUUCUGACAGUUACAGGAGAAUUUACAUUAGCCAGAAUAUAAAUAUUGUGGCCAGAAUUCUGCCAGCUCAAAGUGAUCAUGGUGUAUCAUUGCAUAAUGUGCCUUCUCCACCUUAUGUAAAAUUAACCGCUCCUUCUCUGUAUAUACAUAGUAUGUUUAUAGCUUAGUUGGUGUAUUCAUGUUACUAUUUUGCUGUGUAAAUAUCAAAAUGACCAAUAAAUAAGGAUUAUAUUGAGCCACAUGCAACUUAUAUUUGUUGCUUUAUGAGACUGUUUCAUUAUUUCCUUUACAAAGGAAAUUAUCCUCAUGCCAGAACUAUAUAUGCAGUUUAAAAAGUCAGAUUUGCUGUUUAGAAUUGAGUGAUGGAGGAACAUUUUCCAUAUGUGGAAAUAAGAUGGAAGUGCUUUGUGCACAGCAACCUGCACAGUAACCUGCUGCAUCCUCUGAUGUCUGCACCCAUCGAUGGUACUGUGCUCAUCCAAGGGAGAGGUCCUGUGCCACAUCCCACGGUGGCAUGAAUCAAUACAGCUUCGGUGCAGCUAGUUUAUACAAUCCAAGAAUCUCAUGCUCUGCUUUUCACAUUACUGCACACUUUCCAGCACUGUGGACAAGUGUAGACAGAAAAAUGGCAGAGCAGCAAGAAUUUUCUUGACUUAAUGCAAGUCCCAUUUUCACAAGGUGCAUUCUGCUCACUCCAACAGUUUCUCUGCUACUUUUUCAAUAAAGAUCAAUAACCUCAGAAACCAAGGUUCUUACUGCCACAAAGACAGCAGCUAGCUGCAACUGAAAGGAUCCCCUUGGACAUAUCCAGCGACGGUAAUGCUUCUUGUUGCACUGCAAGCUCCCCUCCAGCCAGGCUGGUGAUGGCUGCAAUCCCUCCAUUCUGUUCCAGGGCUACAUCAAGCACUACUAGUUGUUCCUAACUAUAAAUGACUGAACAAUUUUGUAUUUUUCAGAAGUUUAAAUGAAGGUGCAUUUAUUGUUCAAAUGCACGAGUUAUUGUGGGAGUAUUUGAGUUUGCCAAGGGUCUCUAGGAAGUUUAAAUCAGUAGCAACCCUUAAAGAACAUCUCAAAAAAAAAAAAAAAAAAAACAAAAAAAAACACACCAUGCUUUGCCAUUAUUUUAGUAACUGGACACUAAAAGACUUUU